CUAAAACCCAAACCCCUCCCCUUUUUUUGCGCCCUUUCUUCUCUCUUUGUUUUAUAGUUCUUCCCUUUUUAGAAAUCUACAAAAGAGAGAGCUUUGCUGUCGCUGGUCAGCAAAAGUGCAAAACCCAAGACCUGCAAGAAAAAACCCUACAGGCCUACACUGUUCCCCCCACCGAUCCGCCGCCAAAGCAGCACCCAUCAAUCAAUCGAUCAAUCUCCGACGGAAUAUGCUCUGGUGCAGCUACUGUCUCAGACUCUGCUCAACAAUGCGCCAAGGCGAUUUCGUAUCCUGCUCCGCCUGCGGGAAGGUUCUGGCCGAUCGGACCACCUCCGCCGGCGCCAAUCAGAAAAUGGCGGUCGUCAAGUCUGGAUUUGUGGGAUCGAAGAGGGUCUGCAAUGCCGCCGCCGCCGCCGUCAGUGACACUGACACCGACGGUUCCGAAUCCGAUGGCGACAGCGAGCAAUCGUCAUCCUGAUGACGAUUGGGGAUUAGUUUCCCGAUCAUCGCGAUUUUGAGAGAGAGUUAAUAAGGUGCAGAGAGACGCGAAUUAAUGGUUGCGGCAUUUUUGAUGAAUUGAGGACGAAGAAUUUCGUUUUUUGUUUUGGUUUUCUUCCUCGUUGAAUUUUCCUUUUGGGUGAUUAAAUCUUCUCGUCGCGGGUGUUUUAAGUUUUUAGCGUUGGGGUGAAACAAUUUGCCAGGAAAUGUGAUCGCCAUUUAUGUGACAGAGUAAGUAAUUAAGGGUUUCAGCUCGUAAUUAAGAGACCAGGACGAGGGGUUUGAACAGCUAAAACACUCGUAUGAUCGAAAUGACCGCGCAACAAAAUUUGUGCGAGGUUUUGACGCCAAAUUUUGAGUGGGCCGGGUUUCUAUCACGGAAAAGCCCAAUUUCUAGGCCCUGCACUAUGGACUAUGGAGUGAGUAGAGUAAGGUGGGCAUAAUUGUAAGGCUAUGGGCCCUUACCAAUUCCAUCGUUGCAGGUAGUGAUGGCAACUUCAAUUCCCAUGUCCCGCCUCACGCUACUACGGGUCGGGGUGGAUAAAACCCGCGCGGGUACGGGGCGGGGUGGGUCGACCCACUCUUACAUAUUGUUCAAAAAAAAAAUACAAGUAAAUUUUACUUUUUACAAUAAAACGUAAGGAAAAACACUUUAAGAAUGAAAAAUAUUGAUAAUAGAAUGGAUAAUUGAGCCUAAUAAGUUGAAAGAUCGACUCUAACUAGUUGAAUAAAAGUCAAAAUAAGAGAAAUAUGUAUAGAUAUUGUAAGAAAUUGAGAUAAAAUGAGUCUAGAACGGGGCGGGGCAGGGCGGGUCGGAAGUAGAUACCCAUGCCCCGCCCCACGCUACUGCAGGUCAUGUAAUACCCACCCCAUCGCGGGCUAGGUCGGAUAAUACCCGCGGGGCGGGUUGAAAUUGCCAUCACUAGUUGCAGGUAGCUACUUUGGUCCAAAAUGAUGAAUAAAUGUUUUUUUUUUUUUUUUGGGAGAACAGUUUUUUUGGUGGGAGAAGAAGAAAUGCUAUGAGCCCAUACCAGUCUCAUUAUGCUCCACCUGGAAGCAACCAGCCACGGGUGAUUCACAGUGACGGGUUUUUUUUUUUUUUCAACUCCAAUUUGGUGGCUUAUAGUAUUGUGAUUGUUAACCAUAAUGGACACUUAAGUAUGUGAUGGAAGAACUCACACAAUACUUUGUUCUAUAUCGAUUGAAGAUGAAACGGAGACUCUUUUGAAAGGUUUCAAAUCAGUGCGAGAAUAUGGUUUUGAAUACAUAUUUUUUUGAAGUCCCAUUUUGUUACCUAAAUGGGUGCAAUGUCAUUUUUUCUUGUAAGUAUUAUAUGUUCAACGACAAGGAAAUUAUUUUGCAACUGUAUAUGAGGUAGACAUGUAUUGCUUCCAUAGCAUAGUGGUAGUGCGUUCGCUUCGUAAGCGAAAGGUCGCGAGUUCGAUCCUCGCUGGGAGCUUUUGUUUUUUCACUUGGAAGAACUUCCUACUACGAUUUUCACUUCAAUCACGUAUCUUUUAUUUCUCUUCAUUUUUCACAUUUUUAGAUGACUUAUUGCUCUACGAAGCGUAUAGCGUAACCCCCACAUGUCUUCAUUACAACGUGCUUUUGUUCUAAUUCGUGCCUUUCAGUUCCAUAGUAUAACACUGCUGCCCAUAUAUCAUAACAAAAACAAGUUAUUUUAUCGUCAAAUUGACUACUGAUGAACCAACGUGCACGUGCACUGAUUUCUCCUUCCUAAUACGAUUUUCACUUCAAUCACGUAUCUUUUAUUUCUCUUCAUUUUUCACAUUUUUAGAUGACUUAUUUCUCUACGAAGCGUAUAACGUAACUCCCACGUGUCUUCAUUACAACGUGCUUUGUUCUAUUUCGUGUCUUUCAUUUCCAUAGUUUAAUAACAACUGUUGCCCAUAUCAUAACAAAAACAAGUUAUUUUA
Molecule: messenger RNA, 2432 nt
Organism: Linum trigynum
Lineage: Eukaryota; Viridiplantae; Streptophyta; Magnoliopsida; Malpighiales; Linaceae
Source: the annotation of a GenBank genome assembly